Messenger RNA from Vitis riparia (riverbank grape), 2373 nucleotides. RefSeq names its product protein ETHYLENE INSENSITIVE 3-like. The record is from RefSeq and is a predicted model, not a curated record. Lineage: Eukaryota; Viridiplantae; Streptophyta; Magnoliopsida; Vitales; Vitaceae. Gene Ontology annotation, cellular component: nucleus. The coding region runs from base 297 to 2129 and encodes 610 amino acids. Gene Ontology annotation, molecular function: DNA binding; DNA-binding transcription factor activity. The transcript is spliced from 2 exons.
GGAUUAACUUCACCUGCGUUAAGUACCCAACUCCCACGCUUUCACUCACCGUGGACAAACCACGAAAAACUUUCCUCCAUCCUAUGUUGCAGAACUCAGCCCAACUGAACCAGUUUCAGAUUUUCUCGGUAAAUUUGUGAAAAGGCUUGGAAUUUGAGAAAUUUCAUAGCCAUAUUUAUACCUAGAUUUCCCAACAGCAGGAGGAGAGUUUAUAGAUUGAGGAUUUGGAGCUUGUUAUUUAACUUGAAUCCCAUUGCAAAUUAUUAGGGAGUUGGGGUAUUGUUUGGUGUGGCAUAAUGAUGAUGUUUGAUGAAAUGGGAAUUUGCGGUAAUCUUGAGUUUAUGUCCGUUCCUUUCAUGGAAGGAGACAUGGCUGCCUCUCAGCCUGAACAGGUGGCCCCUGUGGAUGAUGAAUAUACUGAUGAAGAGAUGGAUGUGGAUGAGCUACAGAGGAGGAUGUGGAGAGAUAAAUUACGCCUCAAGCGGCUUAAGGAACAGAAAGAGGAUCAGAAUGGAGCUGAUACUGUUAAGCAGCGGCAGUCUCAGGAGCAGGCAAGGAGGAAGAAAAUGUCAAGGGCACAAGAUGGGAUACUGAAAUACAUGUUGAAGAUGAUGGAAGUUUGUAAAGCUCAGGGCUUUGUUUAUGGUAUUAUUCCAGAGAAGGGAAAGCCAGUGAGUGGGGCCUCUGACAAUCUUCGAGAGUGGUGGAAGGACAAAGUCAGGUUUGAUCGGAAUGGCCCAGCUGCCAUAGCAAAGUACCAAGCGGACAAUUUGAUCCCAGGGAAACAAGAAGGCUGUAAUUCAGUUGGUCCUACUUCACACACCUUGCAUGAGCUUCAAGACACAACCCUCGGUUCACUCUUAUCUGCACUCAUGCAGCAUUGUGAACCCCCACAGAGGCGGUUUCCAUUAGAGAAGGGUAUCCCACCGCCAUGGUGGCCUACUGGGAAUGAGGAAUGGUGGCCCCAGCUGGGUUCACCAAAAGAUCAGGGUCCUCCUCCUUACAAAAAGCCUCAUGAUUUGAAGAAGGCAUGGAAGGUGAGUGUUCUUACUGCAGUUAUGAAGCAUAUGUCACCUGAUAUUUCAAAAAUUCGCAAGCUUGUGAGGCAGUCCAAGUGCUUGCAAGACAAGAUGACGGCCAAGGAGAGUGCCACAUGGCUUGCUAUCAUCAACCAGGAGGAGGCCUUAGCCAGAAAGCUUUACCCUGAUUACCGCCCCCCUUUGUCCUCUGCUAGUGGGAGUGGGUCUUUUUCCAUAAAGGAUUGCGGUGAGUACGAUGUUGAAGGGGUUCAGGAUGAACUGAGUUUUGAGAUUCAGGAAUGCAAACCUGAUAGCAGCAAUUUUCCCAAUUUGAAUGUAGAGAAAAUGAGCCCAAGGCUGCCAGUUCCACAACUGCCUUACCCGAUGAAGGGAGAAGUCGUCACCAACUUGGAUUUCCUUCACAAGAGAAAGCCAUCUCAUGAUCUGGAGAUGAUGAUGGAUCACAAGAUUUAUACAUGCGAAUUUCUUCAGUGUCCUCACAGUGAACCCCAGUUCGGUUUCCAUGACAGGAUUUCUCGGGAUAAUCAUCAACUGACUUGCUCUUAUAGAAGCAAUUCCUCAGAGUUUGGAAUGUUGAAUCUUCAUGUUAAUGAAGUUAAACCAGUUGCUUUCCCUCUACCCUUUGGCCAACCCAAGCCUGCCGCUCCAGCAGCUAACUCUGCCUCGGCUUCAUUCGACCUAUCAGGACUUGGAGUUCCCGAAGAUGGUCAGAAAAUGAUUGGUGAUCUCAUGUCAUUUUAUGACACCAACAUUCAAGGGAGCAAGGUCUCGAAUCCCAGGAGCAUUGCAGUCACAAAUGACCAAAACCUUCAGCAUCCGAAGCGUCAACAUCAUCAGAACAACUCCUUUCAUGGAUUCUUGCAAGAAUCCAACAUGACCCACAAUCACCACAUGUUUCCCCGAGAGGAAAGCCAGUUUGAUCGGUCUAAACUUUUGAAUUCUCGAUUCGAGACCACCCCGAACGAAAACGCUUUCCAGUUCAUAUAUGGGCCUGCUUUCGAUUUGUCAUCAAUCGAUUAUGUGGAGGAUAUUCCAGCAACGACUGCAAUAGAUAUUUCAUCAAAGCAGGAUGCUUCUAUCUGGUAUUGAAAACUUACCAGAAAGAAAUACAGAUGAUGUGAUCCUCUAUGUAAUAUUGAAAUGUAUAUUCUCAGAGAGAGGUGGGAGGUGAAAGUUUUCUUACCCCUAAUUGUUAUUAGUUAUGGUAUGUUCCUUUGCAUGUAAUUCAGGUAUAGGGUUUCAGCGGUCGAAUCUCAUGGGUGUUACAUAUAUGAUAUAUAUUCUGUUUUUUAUCUCGUCAAUUUCAGUUGAAGUAUCAACCUGAUUUGGAAUC